AUGCAAACUUUUUACCACAAGAAAAGUGCAGCCGACUUCUGCCUAGUAACAGCGGACUCUCUGAUUGGAGGAUGCGCGGAAGCAGAGAAACCCCCUCCCCCUCCUGGACCUCCCAGCCGGGCCACACCAGAGCGGGCGCCAGGUCCUCACAUCCUCAGCACCAGGGCUUUUCAGCUGAAAGACCUGGAACCUGCAAACAACACCAUGUACAACACCAUGAACAACACCAUGAAACGCUAG
Messenger RNA from Knipowitschia caucasica, 240 nucleotides. NCBI's taxonomy places the organism in Eukaryota, Metazoa, Chordata, Actinopteri, Gobiiformes, Gobiidae. The record is from the annotation of a GenBank genome assembly.